AUGACAGAACAAAGCACCAAAACAGAAACAACACUGACGGCCGAAGAAGCCACAACAAAAGAAUUUUCUACAGUUCAAACAAGACCAGGGACGGAAGAGACUACCACGUUUGAAACAACAACAAUGACAGAAAACAUUACAACUACCGUAAAAAAACCAACGACAGAAGAAUUCACCACCACCGAGGCAAUACCUUGGACUGAAGAAACCACUACUACUGGAACGACAACAACGACCGAAAAAGCUACAACAACAGAAACAACACUCAUCACAAAAGUAACCAUUACAACUGAAACAAAACCAACGAUGGAAGACACGACAACUUCUAAAACAACACCAAUGACAGAAGACACUACCACUACCCCGACAAAACCAACCACAGAAAAAUUCACUACCACUAAGGCAAUACCUUGGACUGAAGAAACCACUACGACUGGACCGACAACAACGACAGAAAAAGCUACAACUACAGAAACAACACACAUUACAAAAGUAACUAUUACAACUGAAACAAAACCAACGAUGGAAGAGACGACAACUUCUGAAGCGACACCAAUGACAGAAGACACUUUACCCACCGUGACAAAAUCAACGACAGAAAAAUUCACCACCACUGAGACAAUACCAUUAACAGAAGAAACCACAACUUCUGAAACAACACCAAUGACAGAAGACACUACCACUACCCCGACAAAACCAACCACAGAAAAAUUCACUACCACUGAGGCAAUACCAUGGACAGAAGAAACCACUACGAUUGGACCAACAACAACGACCGAAGAGGCUACCACUACAGAAACAAAACUCAUAACAAAAGCAACAAUGACAACUGAAAUAAAACCAACGAUGGAAGAGACUACUACUUUUGAAACAACACCAAAGACAGUGUACACUGCCACAACCCUCACAACACCAUCAACAGUCGAAAUUACAACACAUGAAACAAUACCGACGACAGCAGAAAUCACCACAACAGAGACUAUACCUAUGACAGAACAAAGCACCAAAACAGAAACAACACUGACGGCCGAAGAAGCCACAACAAAAGAAUUUUCUACAGCUGAAACAAGACCAGGAACGGAAGAGACUACCACGUUAGAAACAACAACAAUGACAGAAAACACUACAAGUACCGUAAAAAAACCAACGACAGAAGAAUUCACCACCACCGAGGCAAUACCUUGGACUGAAGAAACCACUACGACUGGACCGACAACAACGACAGAAAAAGCUACAACUACAGAAACAACAUACAUUACAAAAGUAACUAUAACAACUGAUACAAAACCAACGAUGGAAGACACGACAACUUCUCAAGCAACACCAAUGACAGAAGACACUUUACCCACCGUGACAAAAUCAACGACAGAAAAAUUCACCACCACUGAGACAAUACCAUUAACAGAAGAAACCACAACGAGUGAACCAAUAUUGACGACCGACGAGGCUACUACUACAGAAACAACACACAUUACAAAAGUAACUAUUACAACUGAAACAAAACCAACGAUGGAAGAAACCACAACUUCUGAAACAACACCAAUGACAGAAGACACUACCACUACCCCGACAAAACCAACCACAGAAAAAUUCACUACCACUGAGGCAAUACCAUGGACAGAAGAAACCACUACGAUUGGACCAACAACAACGACCGAAGAGGCUACCACUACAGAAACAAAACUCAUAACAAAAGCAACAAUGACAACUGAAAUAAAACCAACGACGGAAGAGACUACCACUUUUGAAACAACACCAAAGACAGUAUACACUGCCACAACCCUCACAACACCAUCAACAGUCGAAAUUACAACACAUGAAACAAUACCGUCAACAGCAGAAAUCACCACAACAGAGACUAUAGCUAUGACAGAACAAAGCACCACAACAGAAACAACACCGACGGCCGAAGAAGCCACAACAAAAGAAUUUUCUACAGCUGAAACAAGACCAGGGACGGAAGAGACUACCACGUUUGAAACAACAACAAUGACAGAAAACACUACAACUACCGUAAAAAAACCAACGACAGAAGAAUUCACCACCACUGAGGCAAUACCUUGGACUGAAGAAACCACUACGACUGGACAGACAACAACGACAGAAAAAGCUACAACUACAGAAACAACACACAUUACAGAAGUAACUAUUACAACUGAAACAAAACCAACGAUGGAAGACACUACAACUUCUGAAGCCACACUGAUGACAGAAGAUACUACCACUACCCUGACAAAACCAACCACAGAAAAAUUCACUACCACUGAGGCAAUACCAUGGACAGAAGAAACCACUACGAUUGGACCAACAACAACGACCGAAGAGGCUACCACUACAGAAACAAAACUCAUAACAAAAGCAACAAUGACAACUGAAAUAAAACCAACGACGGAAGAGACUACUACUUUUGAAACAACACCAAAGACAGUAUACACUGCCACAACCCUCACAACACCAUCAACAGUCGAAAUUACAACACAUGAAACAAUACCGACGACAGCAGAAAUCACCACAACAGAGACUAUACCUAUGACAGAACAAAGCACCAAAACAGAAACAACACUGACGGUCGAAGAAGCCACAACAAAUGAAUUUUCUACAGCUCAAACAAGACCAGGGACGGAAGAGACUACCACGUUUGAAACAACAACAAUGACAGAAAACAUUACAACUACCGUAAAAAAACCAACGACAGAAGAAUUCACCACCACCGAGGCAAUACCUUGGACUGAAGAAACCACUACUACUGGAACGACAACAACGACCGAAAAAGCUACAACAACAGAAACAACACUCAUCACAAAAGUAACCAUUACAACUGAAACAAAACCAACGAUGGAAGACACGACAACUUCUAAAACAACACCAAUGACAGAAGACACUACCACUACCCCGACAAAACCAACCACAGAAAAAUUCACUACCACUAAGGCAAUACCUUGGACUGAAGAAACCACUACGACUGGACCGACAACAACGACAGAAAAAGCUACAACUACAGAAACAACACACAUUACAAAAGUAACUAUUACAACUGAAACAAAACCAACGAUGGAAGAGACGACAACUUCUGAAGCGACACCAAUGACAGAAGACACUUUACCCACCGUGACAAAAUCAACGACAGAAAAAUUCACCACCACUGAGACAAUACCAUUAACAGAAGAAACCACAACUUCUGAAACAACACCAAUGACAGAAGACACUACCACUACCCCGACAAAACCAACCACAGAAAAAUUCACUACCACUGAGGCAAUACCAUGGACAGAAGAAACCACUACGAUUGGACCAACAACAACGACCGAAGAGGCUACCACUACAGAAACAAAACUCAUAACAAAAGCAACAAUGACAACUGAAAUAAAACCAACGACGGAAGAGACUACUACUUUUGAAACAACACCAAAGACAGUGUACACUGCCACAACCCUCACAACACCAUCAACAGUCGAAAUUACAACACAUGAAACAAUACCGACGACAGCAGAAAUCACCACAACAGAGACUAUACCUAUGACAGAACAAAGCACCAAAACAGAAACAACACUGACGGCCGAAGAAGCCACAACAAAAGAAUUUUCUACAGCUGAAACAAGACCAGGAACGGAAGAGACUACCACGUUAGAAACAACAACAAUGACAGAAAACACUACAACUACCGUAAAAAAACCAACGACAGAAAAGUUCACCACCACUGAGACAAUACCUUGGACUGAAGAAACCACUACGGCUGGACCGACAACAACGACAGAAAAAUCUACAACUACAGAAACAACACACAUUACAAAAGUAACUAUUACAACUGAAACAAAACCAACGAUGGAAGAGACGACAACUUCUGAAGCAACACCAAUGACAGAAGACACUUUACCCACCGUGACAAAAUCAACGACAGAAAAAUUCACCACCACCGAGGCAAUACCUUGGACUGAAGAAACCACUACGACUGGACCGACAACAACGACAGAAAAAGCUACAACUACAGAAACAACACACAUUACAAAAGUAACAAUUACAACUGAAACAAAACCAACGAUGGAAGUCACGACAACUUCUGAAGCAACACCAAUGACAGAAGACACUACCAAUACUCCGACAAAACCAACCACAGAAAAAUUCACUACCACUGAGGUAAUACCAUGGACAGAAGAAACCACAACGACUGAACCAAUACCGACGACCGACGAGGCUACUACUACAGAAACAACAAAAAUUACAAAAGCAACAAUGACAACUGAAAUAAAACCAACGACGGAAGAGACUACUACUGUUGAAACAACACCAAAGACAGUUUACACUGCCACAACCCUUACAACACCAUCAACAGUCGAAAUUACAACACAUGAAACAAUACCGACGACCGAAAAAAUCACCACACCAGAGAGUAUACCUAUGACAGAACAAAGCACCACGACCGAAACAACACCGACGGCCGAAGAAGCCACAACAAAAGAAUUUUCUACAGCUGAAACAAGACCAGGAACGGAAGAGACUACCACGUGUGAAAUAACAACAACGACAGAAAACACUACAACUACCGUAAAAAAACCAACGACAGAAGAAUUCACCACCACUGAGGCAAUACCUUGGACUGAAGAAACCACUACUACUGGAUCGACAACAACGACAGAAAAAGCUACAACUACAGAAACAACACACAUUACAAAAGUAACUAUUACAACUGAAACAAAACCAACGAUGGAAGAGACGACAACUACUGAAGCAACACCAAUGACAGAAGACUCUUUACCCACCGUGACAAAAUCAACGACAGAAAAAUUCACCACCACUCAGGCAAUACCAUUACCAGAAGAAACCACUACGACUGAACCAAUACUGACGACCGACGAGGCUACUACUACAGAAACAACAUACAUUACAAAAGCAACAAUGACAACUGAAAUAAAACCAACGACGGAAGACACUACCACUUUUGAAACAACAACAAAGACAGUUUACACUGCCACAACCCUUACAACACCAUCAACAGUCGAAAUUACAACACAUGAAACAAUACCGACGACAGAAGAAAUCACCAUAACAGAGACUAUACCUAUGACAGAACAAAGCACCACGACAGAAACAACACCGACGGCCGAAGAAGCCACAACAAAAGAAUUUUCUACAGCUGAAACAAGACCAGGAACGGAAGAGACUACCACGUUUGAAAUAACAACAAUGACAGAAAACACUACAACUACCGUAAAAAAACCAACGACAGAAGAAUUCACCACCACUGAGUCAAUACCUUGGACUGAAGAAACCACUACGACUGGACCGACAACAACGACAGAAAAAGCUACAACUACAGAAAUAACACACAUUACAAAAGUAACUAUUACAACUGAAACAAAACCAACGAUGGAAGACACGACAACUUCUGAAGCAACACCAAUGACAGAAGACACUUUACCCACCGUGACCAAAUCAACGACAAAAAAAUUCACCACCACUCAGGCAAUACCAUUACCAGAAGAAACCAUUACGACUGAACCAAUACUGACGACCGACGAGGCUACUACUACAGAAACAACAUACAUUACAAAAGCAACAAUGACAACUGAAAUAAAACCAACGACGGAAGAGACUACUACUUUUGAAACAACACCAAAGACAGUAUACACUGCCACAACACUUACAACACCAUCAACAGUCGAAAUUACAACACAUGAAACAAUACCAACGACCGAAGAAAUCACCACAACAGAGACUAUACCUAUGACAGAACAAAGCACCACAACAGAAACAACACUGACAGCCGAAGAAACCACAACAAAAGAAUUUUCUACAGCUGAAACAAGACCAGGAACGGAAGAGACUACCACGUUUGAAACAACAACACUGAUAGAAAACACUACAACUACCGUAAAAAAACCAACGACAGAAAAGUUCACCACCACUGAGACAAUACCUUGGACUGAAGAAACCACUACGGCUGGACCGACAACAACGACAGAAAAAUCUACAACUACAGAAACAACACACAUUACAAAAGUAACUAUUACAACUGAAACAAAACCAACGAUGGAAGAGACGACAACUUCUGAAGCAACACCAAUGACAGAAGACACUUUACCCACCGUGACAAAAUCAACGACAGAAAAAUUCACCACCACUGAGACAAUACCAUUUACAGAAGAAACCACUACGACUGAACCAAUACUAACGACCGACGAGGCUACUACUACAGAAACAACACACAUUACAAAAGUAACUAUUACAACUGAAACAAAAUCAACGAUGGAAGAGACGACAACUUCUGAAGCAACACCAAUGACAAAAGACACUUUACCCACCGUGACAAAAUCAACGACAGAAAAAUUCACCACCACUGAGACAAUACCAUUAACAGAAGAAACCACUACGACUGAACCAAUACUGACGACCGACGAAGCUACUACUACAGAAACAACAUACAUUACAAAAGCAACAAUGACAACUGAAAUAAAACCAACGACGGAAGAGACUACCACUUUUGAAACAACACCAAAGACAGUUUACACUGCCACAACCCUUACAACACCAUCAACAGUCGAAAUUACAACACAUGAAACAAUACCGACGACAGAAGAAAUCACCACAACAGAGACUAUACCUAUGACAGAACAAAGCACCACGACAAAAACAACACCGACGGCCGAAGAAGCCACAACAAAAGAAUUUUCUACAGCUGAAACAAGACCAGGAACGGAAGAGACUACCACGUUUGAAACAACAACACUGAUAGAAAACACUACAACUACCGUAAAAAAACCAACGACAGAAAAGUUCACCACCACUGAGACAAUACCUUGGACUGAAGAAACCACUACGACUGGACCGACAACAACGACAGAAAAAGCUACAACUACAGAAAUAACACACAUUACAAAAGUAACUAUUACAACUGAAACAAAACCAACGAUGGAAGAGACGACAACUUCUGAAGCAACACCAAUGACAGAAGACACUUUACUCACCGUGACAAAAUCAACGACAGAAAAAUUCACCACCACUCAGGCAAUACCAUUACCAGAAGAAACCACUACGACUGAACCAAUACUGACGACCGACGAGGCUACUACUACAGAAACAACAUACAUUACAAAAGCAACAAUGACAACUGAAAUAAAACCAACGACGGAAGACACUACCACUUUUGAAACAACAACAAAGACAGUUUACACUGCCACAACCCUUACAACACCAUCAACAGUCGAAAUUACAACACAUGAAACAAUACCGACGACAGAAGAAAUCACCAUAACAGAGACUAUACCUAUGACAGAACAAAGCACCACGACAGAAACAACACCGACGGCCGAAGAAGUCACAACAAAAGAAUUUUCUACAGCUGAAACAAGACCAGGAACAGAAGAGACUACCACGUUUGAAACAACAACAAUGACAGAAAACACUACAACUACCGUAAAAAAACCAACGACAGAAAAAUUUACCACCACUGUGACAAUACCAUGGACUGAAGAAACCACUACGACUGGACCGACAACAACGACAGAAAAAGCUACAACUACAGAAACAACACACAUUACAAAAGUAAAUAUUACAACUGAAACAAAACCAACGAUGAAAGAAACCACAACUUCUGAAACAACACCUAUGACAGAAGACACUACAUCUACCGUGACAAAAUCAACCACAGAUAAAUUCAACACCACUGAGGCAAUACCAUGGACAAAAGAAACCGUUACGACUGUAUCAACAGCAACAAACGAAGAGGCUUCUACUACGGAAACAAAACUUAUAACAAACGCAACUAUGACAAUUGAAACAAAACCAACGACAGAAGAGACAACCACUUUUGAAACAACACCAAAGACAGUAUACACUGCUACAACCAUUGUAAAACCAUCGACAGUCGAAAUUACACCGAAUGAAACAAUACUGACGACGGAAGAAAUAACGAAAGCAGAGACUAUACAAUCGACAGAACAGACCACUACGACAGAAACAACACCAAUGACAGAAGACACUUCAACUACCCUGACAAAACCAACUACAGAAAAAUUGACUACCACUGAGGCAAUACCAUGGACAAAAGAAACCACUACGACUCGACCGACAAAAACGACCGAAGAAGCUUCUACUACAGACAUAACACUCAUUACAAAAGUAACCGUAACAAGUGAAACAAAACCAACGAUGGAUGAGACUACCACUUUUGAAACAACACCAAAGACAGUUUACACUGCUACAACCCUUACAACACCAUCGACAGUUGAAAUUACAACGAAUAAAACAAUACCGUCGACCGACGAAAUCACGACAACAGAGACUAUACAAUCGACAGAACAGACCACUACGACAGAAAUAACACAAACAACCGAAAAAGCUACAACAAAAGAUUAUUUUAAAACAGAAACAAUACUAACAACGGAGGAGACUACAACUUCUGAAACAACACCUAUGACAGAAGACACUACAACUACCCUGACAAAACCAACCACAGAACAAAUCACUACCACUGAGGCAAUACCAUGGACAGAAGAAACCACUACGACUGGACCAACAACAACGAGCGAAGAAGUAACUACUACAGAAACAACACUCAUAACAAAAUUAACUGUAACAAGUGAAACAAAACCAACGAUGGAUGAGACUACCACUCUUGAAACAACACCAAAGACAGUAUACACUGCUACAAUCGUUACAACACCAUCGACAGUCGAAAUUACAACGAAUGAAACAAUACCGACUACCGAAGAAAUCACGACAACAGAGAGUAUACCAUCGACAGAACAGACCACCACGACAGAAACAACAUCAAUGGCAGAAGACACUUUAACUUCCGUGACGAAACCAAUGACAGAAAAUUUCACCACUUCUGAUGCAAUACCAUGGACAGAAGAAACCACUACGACUGGACCAAUACCAACGACCGACGAGGCAACUACCACAGAAACAACACUCAUAACAAAAGCAAAACCAACGGCGGCAGAGAUUUCCACUUUUGAAACAACACCAAAGACAGUAAACACUGCUACAACACUUACAACACCAACAAAAGAAGAAGUUUGUACAACUGAAACAAUCAUAUCGACAGUCAAUCGACCAGAGACCAUACAAUCGAAGGAACAGAUCACCACGACAGAAAAAACGCAAAUGGCCGAAGAAUCUACACCAAAAGUAUUUCCUACAACUGAAACAAUUCUAACGGCGGAACAGACCACAACUUCUGAUACAGCAAUUAUGACAGAAGAAACUACAACUACCGUUAUAAAACAACCAACGGAAGAAUUCACCACAACUGAGGCAAUACCAUGGACAGAAGAAACCACUACGAUUGGACCAACAUCAUCGACCGAAGAGACUUCUUCGCCAGAAACAACACUUAUAACAAUACCAAUAACGGAAGAGGUUACUACUUUUGAAACAACACUUGAUUUUGGAUAUACCACCACUACCCUUUCAAUACCAGAGACAGAAGAAGUUACUGCCAUUGAAGCAAUACCAUCGACUGCAGACACCACUAUGACUGCAAUUAUACCAACGAAAGCAGAAUAUACUAGAACUGAGCCAAUACCAACGAUGGUAGAGAUAACUACGAGUGAAACUAUACCAUCGACUGAAGAAUUCAUUAUUACUGAGGUAAUUCCAUCGACAGCAGCAAUCACCACGACUGAAAUAACACCAACGACUGACGAGGCUACUAUAACAGAUACAACACUUAUGACAAAAAAAACUACAACUACUGAAACAAUAACAGCGACGGAAAUGACACCAAAGAUAGUAAACACCACCACUACCCUUACAACACCAAUGACAGAAGAAGUUACCACAAUUGAGGCAUUACCAUUAACAGUAGAGACCACUAUGACUGAAAUAACACCAAAUACCGAAGAGACCACUGCAACAGAAGUAACACUUACAGCAAAAGAAACAACUUCAUUUGGAACAACACCAACGACUGAAAAAGUCACCACCACUGAGGCAAUACCAUCAACAAUAGACACCACUACGACUGCAAUAUUACAAACGAAAGAAGAAGUUGUCACAACUGAAGCAAAAUCGAUAUCGAUAGUAGAGACUAUUUCGAGUGAAAAUACAUCAACAACCGAAGAAUUUACUAUAACUGAGGCAAUACCAUCGACGCCCGAAAAAGCUACGACUAAAAUAACACCAACGACCGAAGAGGCUACUACUAUAGAAACAUUACUUACGUCAAAAGAGACUACAACAACAGAAACAACACCAAGCACUAAAAAGACUACCUCUUUUGAAACAACGCCAAAGACAGUAGACACCAUUUAUUCUGGAACAACACCGACGAUAGAGGAAGUUACUACAAAUGAGGCAAUACCGUCAAGAGUAGAGCCCUCUAAGACUGAAAUAACACUAAACACAACUGAAACAUCAUCGACUUUGGAAGAAACGACAACAAUAGCAUUAACGACUGUUGUAAAUUCAACAACUGUUGACACAACUGAAACUGUAUUGACGCUGGAGGAAUUGACCACUGAUGCGUCAAAGACGGGAAAAUCAACAAUAAAACCAUCUUUAUCAGUUAAAAACAGAAGAAGUGAAGCAAAGAUGUAUAAAUUACAAUCUUCAUUUGACACACAAACUCUAGUUCCAGAUUCAGCAGAACUGUCGUAUGAAGGUGAACUACCAGAAAUUGUUUCAGCCAAUAGAACAGACAUUGUAAAUGUAUAUUCUGAAUUUGAGGAACCUAUUUCAAAAGCAAAUUCAGCAGAACUAUCUUAUGAGGACGCAUUACCAAAAGAAUUUCAUUCAUAUGAUAUAGAAUUUACGACUGGGCUAUCUGCAUUAAACGAACUAUAUCCAGAUUCAGCAGAACUGUCAUAUGCGGAGCUUGAAUUACCAGUGAAAGAAUCUACAUUCAAACCGUCGACCCUGGAGGAUGAAUACUCAAUCAACACUGCCAAAUAUCAAAAGGUUCUAUCGCCGUCGUCACCGGUGGAAGUAUUAUCUACUGAAACGUCAACAGCACAAGAAAAACCAACAACAGAAGCAUCAGCAACCCUGGAAGAAUUCUCAACUGAAACGUUAUCGAAGAUGAAAAAAUACUUAGACGAAAUGCCAUUGACGAAUGAAGAAUCCACAACAUCAUUACUUGAAGAAGUUACGAAAGUCAUCAACAGCGAUACAACGACUAACGAAAAUAAAAUCAUCGAUAAUGCGAAAACGGCCAACAACAACAAGCAAAUCAUUGACAACAAGAAUACAAACGACAAGAAAAUCAUUAACACCAAGAGAACGACCAACGAAAAGAAAGUUGUCGACAACAAGAAAUCGACCAACAACAAGAAUGUCAUGGACAGCUAUCGAACCAUCAACUACAACGAAAGAAAAACCUACGUCAACAAGAUCACCAAAAACGAAAGGACAGCCAAUGACUAG
Messenger RNA from Pectinophora gossypiella (pink bollworm), 11364 nucleotides. Its product is annotated as mucin-12-like. The record is from RefSeq and is a predicted model, not a curated record. The coding region runs from base 1 to 11364 and encodes 3787 amino acids. The transcript is spliced from 2 exons. Lineage: Eukaryota; Metazoa; Arthropoda; Insecta; Lepidoptera; Gelechiidae.